Dictyostelium purpureum is the source of this 228-nucleotide messenger RNA. RefSeq lists its product as uncharacterized. The transcript is spliced from 2 exons. The record is from RefSeq and is a predicted model, not a curated record. NCBI's taxonomy places the organism in Eukaryota, Evosea, Eumycetozoa, Dictyosteliales, Dictyosteliaceae. Bases 1 to 228 code for a protein of 75 amino acids.
AUGAUGAUACAGGCUGAACAACUUAGAAAGUUAGACAGAAACAAAAUCAAAAGUACCAAAGGUUAUAUUAAGGAGUUAGAAUCUGUUAGUUAUUCCCCUCGUUCAUCUGGAUCACAAUCUGCUUCAAGUGCCUCUGCCAUUAGGGAAAACGAUCAAGUAUUAAAAGUAAAAUUCAUUUCAUUAGCAAAACAAUUAUUUAAAAAGAAGAGGAGAAGAGAGAACUUUUAG